GAGGGGUACAGAACGACUGGGCUCAUCUCUGAUCUGUCCACCCUACCUAUAUCACGGGUACUUCUCUUUUCUCCUAUCUUGGAAACUGAGACAUCAUCAGCAGGAUGCCUGAGCAUGUGCAAGAGAGAAAAUCCAAGAUUUCAGCCUCGAGGAAGCUGAUGCUGAAGAGCCUGAUGGUGGCAAAGGCCAAGGAGGAAUUGGAGCAGGAGAUUUUCGUCAAAGAGGAAGAAAAACAGAAGUACCUUGCAGAGAAAGCCCCCCCUCUGAACACUGGCGGUCUGGGUCUUGCUCAGUUGCAGGAUCUUUGUAAAGAGCUCCACGCAAAAAUCGACGUGGUCGAUGAGGAACGAUAUGACAUUGAGGCCAAAGUGAUGCUUAACACGCGUGAGAUUAAAGACCUAAACAUCAAGGUUCUGGACCUCAGGGGGAAAUUCAAGAGGCCUAAUCUUCGACGCGUUCGUGUGUCCGCUGACGCCAUCCUUCGCUCGCUGCUGGGCUCCAAGCACAAAGUCUCCAUGGACCUCCGAGCUAAUCUCAAGUCUGUUAAGAAAGAAGACACUGAGAAGAAGAGGCCAGUGGAGGACAGCGACUGGAGGAAGAACGUGGAGGCCAUGUCCGGGAUGGAGGGAAGGAAGAAGAUGUUUGAUGCCGCCAAAGGUUCUGCUCAGUGAAGACAGAAAGAUGCCCAUCUUUUUAGUUGCUGAUGCUGAUCUGCUGCUGUUUAUUGCAACCUAUGUGGUUCCUUUUCAUACUUCAUCUGUGGAUAUAUUCCUACCGUGGUUGUGAGAAUGUGCCCACAUAUGUGAGAUAUUCCACCCUUUGCUUUGUAUGUAAAUUAAGGUUUCUGCACGAGGUAGACCUAUUUUUUCUCGUUAGUUCAGCUGACUUCUCAUUUAAGUUCAUGGUAGUGAUUCACACUUUUUCUUCAACGGAAACAUUAAAAUUAACAUUUAAAAAAUAGAAAUAGAAUAGCUGUUUUUUUUAAUAUGCAGCAUACUCAGAGAAAGCUAAUGAUAAUGCAAAUUAAACUGCAUGUUGGUGUUGUUGCUUCAUAAAUAUAUCUAUGUGCUGUGAGCUUGUGGUUUGUAACACUUUGCUUUAAAGGAUUAAAAUAAUUACAGACAUAUU
Fundulus heteroclitus (mummichog) is the source of this 1128-nucleotide messenger RNA. RefSeq names its product troponin I type 1a (skeletal, slow) (gene tnni1a). Bases 105 to 671 code for a protein of 188 amino acids. The record is from RefSeq and is a predicted model, not a curated record. Gene Ontology annotation, cellular component: troponin complex. The transcript is spliced from 8 exons. Lineage: Eukaryota; Metazoa; Chordata; Actinopteri; Cyprinodontiformes; Fundulidae. Gene Ontology annotation, biological process: muscle contraction.